AUGAAAGACAACCAUUUGGACGAAAUACUCAGAUAUCAUACGGAAAUAGUGUUCGCCCGGACAUCACCGCAACAGAAGCUCUUUAUAGUAGAAGGCUGUCAACGACAGGGAGCUAUAGUAGCCGUCACUGGCGAUGGAGUUAACGAUUCGCCGGCUCUUAAGAAGGCAGACAUCGGCGUCGCGAUGGGUAUCGCCGGGUCUGAUGUCUCCAAACAGGCGGCGGAUAUGAUUCUAUUGGACGACAACUUCGCGUCGAUAGUGACGGGUGUAGAGGAGGGACGGCUUAUAUUUGAUAACUUGAAAAAGUCGAUCGCAUACACACUCACCAGUAAUAUACCGGAGAUAUCGCCGUUUUUAUUCUUCAUUAUCUUCAACGUCCCGCUCCCGUUGGGAACCGUUACUAUUCUGUGCAUCGAUUUGGGCACAGAUAUGGUUCCCGCGAUAUCCCUGGCCUACGAACAGGCAGAGAGCGAUAUAAUGAAACGACAGCCAAGAGAUCCUAAGAAAGAUAAGCUCGUGAACGAGAGAUUGAUAUCGGUUUCCUACGGACAGAUAGGUAUGAUUCAAGCGGCGGCCGGUUUUUUCGCGUACUUCAUAAUUCUGGCCGAAUCCGGGUUCAAAUCAGACCAUCUGUUUGGGCUCAGAGAGCAGUGGGACUCGAAGGCUGUCAACGACUUGGAGGACUCUUAUGGCCAGGAAUGGACAUACAAAGCCCGCAAAGAGGUUGAGUACACGUGCCACACGGCCUUCUUCGUGUCCAUAGUGGUUGUCCAAUGGGCUGAUCUCAUCAUCUGUAAGACUAGACGAAACUCAAUCAUACAUCAGGGCAUGAAGAAUCAUGUCUUAAAUUUUGGCCUCUUAUUCGAGACCUGUUUAGCAGCUUUUCUCUCAUACUGUCCCGGAAUGCCAUUACUCUUGAGAUUAUAUCCAUUAAAGUUGAGCUGGUGGUUCCCAGCGUUGCCUUUCUCACUAUUGAUAUUCGUCUACGACGAGGCCAGACGGUUCAUAUUGCGCCGGAACCCGGGCGGUUGGAUUGAGCUCGAGACCUACUAUUAACACCCGGGUGCUCGGCCGACAUCAAUUAGGGGAAAUGGAUUGCAGACUCCAACACACAUACAAAAGCACAAGAAUUUUACAGAAUAUUUGUCGACAGAAUAUACAUAACUUGGAGAAUGCAACCACUUUUUGAUGUGUAUACUAGAU
This is a messenger RNA of Oppiella nova, 1203 nucleotides long. The record is from the annotation of a GenBank genome assembly. NCBI's taxonomy places the organism in Eukaryota, Metazoa, Arthropoda, Arachnida, Sarcoptiformes, Oppiidae.